CACACAUUGCACUAUGGGAUACAGAGCCUCAGGGCUGGAAAGUCAUUUUCCACCCCCAGGGGCUGUGUUGAAGCCCCAUGCUCUCCCAGUUUAGUCAAUUUCAGUUCAUGACCAUGAAUUCCAUCUGUGCUCAAGUUCCUACUGCCAUGCCAUACAUGACAGGGAGGGUCUCUACAUAGGAUAGCGAUCCAUUCAUUGAACAAACAUUUGUGCAAGACCCGCUGUGCAUCAUUCACUGUUUGGGGAUCUGAGGAAGCAGGAUAACAAGGCAGACAGGUUCAACAUUCAUUAUCUCAGUCCAGCAAUGAGGGGAUACUUGAUUCCCCAUAGUUCAAAGAAAUUGUGCUGGGAACCCUAUGAGUAAAGAGGUGGUCUGUCUGACUUCAUCCAAAGCUGAGAUGAGCUAAGGUGAGCUCUGAAAGAUGAGAGUUGUGGGGUUGAUAGGAGAAGAAAAUUCAGGAAGAAACAUAGGAUAGGGAAGCAGAGAGUGAGCAGUUCCAAUGAGGGACAGAAACCAUGUGUGGAUACCAUCAGCUCUGCCUCAACAUCACCUGAGCCCUCCACAGAAAUGCAGGUUCUCAGGCCAAACUCCAUCCCUGCUGACUCAGAAUCUCAGAUGGAACAGCUUUCUUCCGUGAGCUUUCUGAUUUAGCAGCCUGUCCAGGUGACACUUUAAAGCAGGGAUUUGAAAGCCACUGGUCUAGAUUUGAGCAGGAAAGGGUGACAUAGGAAGGUCUGGAGGGGACAGGGGCCACAGCAAGAACUAUGAACCACCCUCAGAACCUUCUGCUACUCCCCAGAGGAAAUAAGAGUCGUUUCAGCACCUCGGUCAUGAUGGAGCAUCCUCACCCUUUAUUUAUGGUCAGCUUCUAUGUAGAAAAUGAACUAGAAGGGACCAGACCAGAAGCAGGGACACCUGCCAGAGGAUGCUGCAGAGGAUAAGAACCAUGUUCACCCCAUCCAGGGACAAGGAUGGAGUCUGUGGAGGGGGAAGUUGUGAACAGAGUAGAGAGAUUUAGAAGAUACUAUCUAGGUGCUUAGCAUCCAAGCCCUGGUUUCCAUGGUUUCUCCUGACAUCUGAGGGAAAGAACAUAUCUAUAUGUAGGAAACCAUGUGUGAUGAUCCCUACUAAGAACCCGGAAGGAAAAGGAAUGGGUAACAGAGUGACCUCAUUCAAGCAACAGAGACCACAAUCAGAUCACAAACACAUGGAACCACAGGCUACUGAAGAUGACUUCUGGGGCCCUACAGGACCUGUGGCUACAGAAGUGAUUGACAGAGAAAAGAAUCUAUACAGAGUUCAGUUCCCUGGAGCUGGUUACUACCACUGUCCCAACAUAGGACUCUGCUUUGUGGUAACAAGGGAAGCAACUAUCGAGAUUGGAUUCUGUGCCUGGAGCCAACACCUGGACAAGACUCCGUUGCAGGAAAGUCACAUGGUGGCGGGGCCUCUCUUUGACAUCAAGGCUGAGCAGGGAGCUGUUGCUGCUGUGUUCCUCCCUCACUUUGUGGAUCUCCGAGAGGGACAGGUGGAUACCUCCUGGUUUCGUGUGGCCCACUUUCAAGAACACGGGGUGGUCCUAGAAGUGCCAGCCAGGGUGGAGCAGUGCUACACAGUCUUGGAAAACCCAAGUUUCUCUCCAAUUGGAGUUCUACUGAGAAUUAUGUCUGCUGUCGGACAUUUAAUCCCCAUCACUUCUGUCACAUUGAUUUACUAUUACCUCAAUCUCCAGGAUGUCACCCUUCAUCUCUACCUGAUCCCCAAUGCCGAGGCCAUUCAGAAGGCCAUUGAUGAACAAGAAAUGAGGUUUCAGUUUGUUCGAAUACACAAGCCACCCCCAGUAGACUCUCUUUACAUUGGAUCACGGUACAUAGUGUCUGCUUCCAAGAACCUGGAAAUCAUUCCAAAGGAACUGGAGCUGUGCUACCGAAGCCCCAGGGAAUCCCAGCUCUUCUCUGAGAUCUAUGUUGGCCACAUGGAUUCAGAGAUUAAACUGAAAAUCACAGACAAGAAGACUGGAAAUCUCAAAUGGGAAGCCUUGCUGAAUCCAGGAGACCUCAGGCCUGCACAGCCCAUGAUCCCUGCAGUCCACAAAGAUGCUCCUGCCUUGCUACACUUUGUGGACCAGCAUCGGGAGCAGCUGGUGGCCCGAGUGACAUCAGUAGACCCUCUCUUGGACAAGCUGCAUGGUCUGGUGCUGAGUGAAGAGGAGUAUGAGGAGGUGCGGGCUGAAACCACCACCCAAAAGAAGAUGCGGAAGCUCUUCAGCUCUAGCCGGUCCUGGACCAGGGCCUGCAAAGAGCAAGUCUACCGAGCUCUGAAGGAAACACAUCCUCACUUGAUCAUGGAACUCCUUGAGCAGUCAGGAGGUGUCUCUGUGGGAUCCUGACAUCUUAGUGGCUGAGGGGUGAGAACUCUUCUUUGAUUCCUGACUCUUCCUGAUCAUCCUUUGGCCUCCAGUUUCUCCAUUUAUAAACCAGUGGCCAUCUGAGUUGCCCUUCAAAUGGCAAUGUUUCCAGGACACCUCUUGGGGAUGCAGAUGUCCCUCUUGGCUCUCCCCAUUCUGUUCAUAUGGGAUGUGCAUCUCAGGAAACUUCCAGUGGAGCCAGUAAGUCUAUUCAGCCUUAUCCAGCUGGCAUACGGCCGGAGUGUCCAGUCUCAAAACCACCUGACCAACCAUGAUACAAGCAGAACUGGGAGCAUGGGGAUGGAGACAAUGAGAUGGUGCUUUCCCUGGAAAAUGAAUUCUUAUGAAUAGGAAAGGAAGGGGGCUUCUUAAAUAUUUCCCACCCUCAGUUUUUGUUGUCUUUAUUGAUUCUAUUUCUAUUUUCACGUCUUGAACAACUUUAUAAUUUUCUUCCUCUGUUUCUUUGUAUUUUUAAAUUUUUUAUAGUUUUUUUUAUUGAGCUCUACAUUUUUCUCUGCUCCCUUCCCUGCCUCUCCUCUCUCCCACCAGCCCUCCCCAAAGGUCCCCAUACUCCCAAUUUACUCAGGAGAUCUUGUCUUUUUCUACUUUCUACUUCCCAUGUAGAUUAGAUUUAUGGAAGUCUAUCUUAGUGUCCUCAUUGUUGUCUAAGUUCUCUGGCAUUGUGGUUUGUAGGCUCGCUUUCUUUGGUUUAUGUUUAAAAACCACCUAUGAGUGAGUACAUGUGGUAAUUGUCUUUCUGUGUCUGGGUUACCUCACUCAACGUUUUCUAGCUUCAUCCAUUUUCCUGCAAAAUUAAAAAUGUCGGUAUUUUUUCUGCUGUGUAGUACUCCGUAGUGUAAAUAGACCAUGUUUUCCUUAUCCAUUCUUUGAUCAAGAGGCAUUAGGUUGCUUAAAGGUCCUAGUUAUGACAAACAAUGCUGCUAUGAACAUAGUUGAGCACAUGUCCUUAUGGGCACGAUUGAGCAUCCUUUGGAUAUAUACCCAAAAGUGGUGUUACUGAGUCUGGAGGAAGGCUGCCAAGAUCACAAACACUGAUGACAACUUAUGCUGGAGAGGUUGUGGGGGGAAGGGAACACUUCUGCAUUGCUGCUGGGAAUGCAAGCUGGUACAAACCCUUUGAAUGACAGUGUGGCAAUUUCUCAGAAAAUUAGGAAACAGCCUUCCACAAGACCCAGUGUUUUUUAAAUUUUUUUAAAGGGAUUUGUUCAUUUCCUCACAUUGUUUGUGUUCUACUGGAUUUCUUUAAGGGGUUUACUAAUUUAAUCUUUGAGGACCUCUGUCAUCUCCAUACAGGCUUUUGAGAUCUUUUUUUCUUGUGCUUUAACUGUGUUGGAAUAUCCAGGGCUAUCUGGGCUCUAGUGGAGACCUAUUGAAAUGGAUGUUAUUGAUUGUGCUUUUAUGCUGGCAUCUAGGCAUCUGGAAUUGGAAUGAUUAUAGGUCUAGGUGCUAAUAUCUGAAUUUGUUUUCGUUUAGGUGGGUGUUUUGUACCUUGCUUACUGUUUAUUCUGAUUAUAGGAGAGUGUGAUGGGUGUUUGCUGCCUGGUAGGAAGUUUUAUGCACCUAAUAUUUGUGGUCAGUGAGGUUUCCCAGAAAAUUUUAUUUCUUAUCAUUGACAGCUGGCUGUUAGGAAUGGGGCUAGGCUAAGAGUCCGAAGGAAUUCACAGGAGGGAGGAGAUCAGAGUGUUCUACAAGGACCUGCUUCUUUAGUCUCUUAUGAGACUAAAUAAUAGGAGGUGUUGGGUCCCUAGAUGACAGGCCUUCGCACCCCGGCUUGAUCUGUUUUGCACUCUUGUGGUUGGUUGAAAACAGGAACCAAAACGGGAAAGAAACUGUUGUUUUCAGUAAUGUUUCUAAGGAUGUUUACCCCUAAGCCAUGUGAGUUACAGUGAUGAGCUUUCCCACUUUUGCUGGCUUGUCCUCCCCUGCUGAGGGCUUUAUAUACUGUGUG
Alexandromys fortis (reed vole) is the source of this 4377-nucleotide messenger RNA. Its product is annotated as NACHT, LRR and PYD domains-containing protein 1a-like. Gene Ontology annotation, biological process: inflammatory response; innate immune response; regulation of apoptotic process. Gene Ontology annotation, molecular function: protein binding. The record is from RefSeq and is a predicted model, not a curated record. The transcript is spliced from 9 exons. Bases 1119 to 2390 code for a protein of 423 amino acids. NCBI's taxonomy places the organism in Eukaryota, Metazoa, Chordata, Mammalia, Rodentia, Cricetidae. Gene Ontology annotation, cellular component: canonical inflammasome complex.